Molecule: messenger RNA, 2413 nt
Organism: Branchiostoma floridae (Florida lancelet)
Lineage: Eukaryota; Metazoa; Chordata; Leptocardii; Amphioxiformes; Branchiostomatidae
Product: steroid 17-alpha-hydroxylase/17,20 lyase-like
Exons: 11
Coding region: 104-1543 (479 amino acids)
Molecular function (GO): iron ion binding; oxidoreductase activity, acting on paired donors, with incorporation or reduction of molecular oxygen; heme binding
Source: RefSeq, a predicted model, not a curated record
UGAGCCUUUGUCAUGCAAAGUGGCCAGUAGUCGGUCUGGUAGAGACUACUUCGGAAGAGUGCUGAAAAAUCGCAAGCAAGUCUGUCGGCAGGAUAACAGGACGAUGUGGUUAAUUACUCUCUCUGUGAGUCUGUUGGUUGUAAUGUUCGUAAACUGGUUAAUGGACUACAUCAAAAGAUGGCGGAUGCCCCCUGGACCGUUUCCCUGGCCAAUCAUUGGAAAUCUUUCCAUGUUCUCUGGCAAGUCCCAUUUGACCUUCAUCGACCUUGCCAAGAAGUAUGGCGACGUUUUUAGCCUGAAGCGGGGCAUGACGGACGUGGUGGUGCUGAACAGCGUGGAUGCCUUACGGGAAGCUCUGGUGGAGAAGAGUGUUGCGUUUGCAGGCAGGCCACAUCUACAAUCUUCUGAAAUAAUGUCGGAGGGUAGGAGAGACAUGGCUUAUACUGACUACAGUCCAGCCUGGAAACAGCAUAGAAAGCUCGUCAAGAGUGCUCUCAGGGAAUGUGCAUCGGAUAAAAACCUGGAAACACAAGCCCAUGUAGCCCUUCGGGACAUCAUUGAUGAACUUGUGAGUGUCGAGAGUCAAGCAGUGGAUCUUCAUAUGCACAUCAACAAUCUGGUCUACAAUGUUGUCUGUCCAAUUGCCUUCGGUGUCAGAUUCGACCUGGAGAACGAGGAUUUUCAGCACCUGGCAGGGACCGAAGAAGAUACUUACAGUAACAGUCCUGUCGGUGACAUCUACCCUUCUCUUCGAUUCCUUCCUAAUCGAGCAAAGACUAACUUGCAGAAGCUUACGGGCCCCUUUGUGGAAUAUUUUAAACAUCAAGUGGACCGCCACCGGCAGGAAUUCAACCCAGAUAAUCCGCGUGACGUCACAGAUCACAUGAUCAAGGCUCAGAAGGAGGCUGAAGAGGAUGGUGCCCACGACAUCACUGCUCUGACAGACACUCAUCUUAGGCAGAUUGUAGUUGAUGUCUUUUCGGGCGGAACGGAAACCACGACACAUGCCCUACGCUGGGCCAUCCAGUUCUUUGCUGCCCACCCGGAGAUACAGGAGAAGGUGGCUGCUGAGUUAGACAGUGUGGUGGGCCGUGACAGGCUGACUGGGCUUGGUGACCGCCAGAAUACUCCAUAUACGGAGGCCACCGUCAAUGAAGUACUGAGGAUGGGAAUCCCUGAUCCAUUGUCCCUACCGCGUGCUACGACUCAAGACACGUCACUGCGAGGUUACCAUAUUCCGAAGGGCACGAUGGUACUGCCGAACUUGUGGGCGCUUCACCACGACCCCGACAUCUGGGGGGAUCCCCACACCUUCCGUCCCGAACGUUUCUUGGAUGAGAGUGGCAAGCUGAUGCCAAAGCCUUUUGCAUGGAUGCCUUUUUGUGUUGGUCGCCGCGCAUGCCCAGGAGAGAAAAUGGGUAUGGCCGAUACGUAUCUCCUGUUGGGCGGACUGGUCCAAAACUUCCACUUCAGCUUUCCGGUUGGUGAGAGGCCAGAUGACGCGGAUGCACCAUACAAAGUGGUGGUGACCUGCCGGAAAUAGAUACAGCACUUCCGGAAAUGAUUAAGGUCUCAGUUUUUGGCCUAUUGGGAUUUAUAUGGUUAAGGACCCCAAGGUGAUGAGGUUCGACGCCUCAAAAUUUGUAGCAGGUUGCAGAAACAAUUUUUAAGAAUUCAAUAUGUUGAAGUCCAGGGUACAGUCUACAGAAUAUCUAAAAAUUAGCAUAGAUUUGCUGGCUCAUUAUUUAUACAUUUAUUUGACCCCCAGCGGAGUUUAUGUGCCGCACUACUUUAUACCCGAGCACGGGGGUCGUAAAUAAACACUGUUGUACCGAGACAGAGUCGCCGAACACACUUAGUAAAACCGGUGGCAAGUAUAUAUAUUAUGGUGCUUAUGGCGACUUAAGUUUUGGUACAAGAAGAACUGUUAGUAGGUUUAGAACUUGAGAGGGUUGAAACUGCAAUGUAUACUGUUACUUUCGGAGACGAUUUUCUAUUCAUAUAUUUCUAUGUGCUUGUAUGGGUGAGGUAUUUAAAGCUAUUGGAUUAUGUGUGUGAUACUAGUGAGUCAGAAUUUGUAGUUGUUCAGUUCAAUAUUUGUGGAUGUAUUGCAUUAUUUAGGAAUGACGAUAUAUAUAGAAUUGUUGUUAGAAUGCUAUACUGUAAAUGCAGAAAUGUUCGCGGUGGAUUAAUGUUCGCGGUUUUCGCGGUGACCACAUUACCGCGAAAUUAAAACCACCGCGAACAUUUUCCUAUAAUGGUAUUAGACUGCAGUCUAUGGUGUUACCGCGAACUUAAAUCCACCGCGAAAAGUCCCUUUUCCCCGCUACCGCCUAAUUAAAUCCCCGCGAACUUAAAUGCAUUUACAGAAUUCCGGUGUUUACAUAAAUAAAUUUAGCUACAUUAUAACUUA